This is a messenger RNA of Prorocentrum cordatum, 429 nucleotides long. The record is from the annotation of a GenBank genome assembly. NCBI's taxonomy places the organism in Eukaryota, Dinophyceae, Prorocentrales, Prorocentraceae.
AUGGCGCAGCUUCCGCCGGAGAUCGUGGAACUGGGAGAUAACAUCAGGGACCUGAAGGAGCAGCUCAAGGCCCAGGGGCUGAGCAACAAGAUGAUCAAGGAUAACGAGAUGUACCAGGAGUUGGCCCAGCAACUGGACACCAUGAAGAUCGAGGCUGGCUUCGACCCGAAGACAAACAAGCCACUGCAAGGUGACGCCCCGCGCCGACCAGGGACCCCCAAGAAGAACCAGGCAGCCAGUCAACGCGUCGUGAGCGAGCUGAUGGCCGUCUCCGACCUCCUCGAGGAGGCUAUCCAGCAGGUGAGGGAGGGCCACGAGCGGCUGCAGCGGGAGCGCACGGAGAUUCGGGAGCAGAAGGAGGAGGCCACCCGCGCGAUCGAGGAGGCCGAGGCCACCCGGCAGGUGCUGCUGCAGAAGCUGGGCAGGUGA